Equus caballus (horse) is the source of this 852-nucleotide messenger RNA. The record is from RefSeq and is a predicted model, not a curated record. NCBI's taxonomy places the organism in Eukaryota, Metazoa, Chordata, Mammalia, Perissodactyla, Equidae.
GGGAUGGAAGAGAUUUGGGGGAAGCUCUUCUUCAGCUCUGGGGCCACUGAAGGCAGGACUUGGUGACAAUCUCCACCAUGGCCUGGUCCCCUCUCCUCCUCACCCUCAUCGCUCUCUGCACAGGAUCCCGGGCCCAGUCUGUGACUCAGCCCGCCUCAGUGUCUGGGACCCUGGGCCAGACAGUCACCAUCUCCUGCUCUGGAAGCAGCUCCAACAUCGGGAGUGGUCAUGUGUCCUGGUACCAACAGAUCCCAGGAACAGCCCCCAAACUCCUCAUCUAUUCUUCCGCUAGCAGGGCUUCCGGGGUCCCCGACCGAUUCUCUGGCUCCAGGUCUGGCAACACAGCCACCCUGACCAUCUCUGGGCUCCAGGCUGAGGAUGAGGCCGAUUAUUACUGUGGUGGUCCCACGUCUACACCCUCGGUCUCUCUCUUCCCGCCCUCCUCUGAGGAGCUCAGCGCCAACAAGGCCACAGUGGUGUGUCUCAUCAGUGACUUCUCCCCCAGCGGCCUGGAGGUGAUCUGGAAGGUAAAUGACGCUGUCACCACCGACGGCGUCCAGACCACCAGGUCCUCGAAACAGAGCAACGGCAAGUACGCGGCCAGCAGCUACCUGACGCGGACUUCCGCACAGUGGAAAUCGUACAGCAGCGUCAGCUGCCAGGUCAAGCACCAAGGGAAAACCGUGGAGAAGAAACUGUCCCCCUCAGAGUGUCCUUAGGUCCCCGAGUCGCCCACACCCUCAGGGACCUGCUGUCACGGGACCCCUAAGGGGGUCGACCCUUCCCACUCCGACACCUCCUUCUCCCUCCGCCCAAAUCCUUCUCAAUAAAACAUCCUCCUUCUCAAUCAGA